AAGAAUUCCAAACUUGCAUCCAACAUCCCAGCAAAAAAGAGAGAGAAGCAACUCCGCCUAAGAAGGGAGGAGAAAAGGAGAGACAGGGAGGGGAGAGAAAAUAGGCUUUCCUGGACCAUUUGACAAGUUUGCAAAGUCUCAGCAGAGCUGGAUGGGAACCUCUUGAGCUGGUGGCUAUCCCAUCAUCCUGAGAGAGCCUCCCAGGGAAGGUGGAUCCAAGGCAUCUCUUCUAUCCUCUCCACAACUUUGGCCCGAUGGAGAAGUGUGGUCCCUGACAUCCCUGGAGCUCCUUUCCCAGCAUCAGGAGAAGCAGCUGCUUCAAAAGAAGAAGGAGUGGGCUGCCAAAGGGACAGCCAACUUUUCUUUUUGUUAAAAUAUUCCUUUGGCAAAUUAUUCUCUCUCCUUUUUUCUCUUGCAUAUCCUUGCCCUUGGCUUGGAUCUGCUUCCCCAAACGUUCCCCUGCCAGAGAGAAGAUUUUAUAGGACUCCCAAAGAGGACAACAUUUGCAUCAAACAAGGAAACCAGAGCAAGGGAAAAAAAGGUUCUUUUGCAACCUCAGAAGAAGAAGAAGAAGAAGAAGGGAGGGAGGGAAAGGAGAAGGGUGGAAAAAACUUUGGACUUCUUCUCUCUUUCUUUCUGUCUCUCCACCAGCCUGGCCAGUUGCCAAGGGGCAAGCCAGGGCAUCCUUUGGGAGGACUUUUCUUCUUCCUCCUUCUCCUCCUUUUCCUUGGAAGGCUGCUCUGGGAUCUACCUGGGCUGCAGGUGAACAUGAUCCCCAAACUCAGGACACCUCUGGCUGGGUUCCUCCUGUUGCAAGGAUUGCUGGGGUUGCAAGGACUUGCCAAGGAAGAUGGGCCAAUGAAACCAGAUCUGGGCUUUGACGGAGACACGAUGGUAGUCAAUGCCGGGGAUACCUUCACCAUCACUUGCAGGGGGGCGCAGGGUUUGACAUGGUUCUGGAGAAAUGACCACUUCACUGACGGCAAGCGGUGGCACAUGAACAUCCACAAGUGUCCAAACAGACCAUCACAGACCUGCAGCAGGCUUGUGGUCAACCGAGCCGUUGCCAACGACACCGGCUACUUCACCUGCUUUUACAGCCACCUCCCUUCCAACGAAGAACUCAAGACCAAGUUAUAUGUCUUCGUCAAAGAUCCCACAAGGCUGUUUGUGGAGCCGCACUUAUAUUACCCUGAUGUGAUCUAUAUAACUAACCCGACGGAUGUGAUCAUUGUGCCUUGCCGCGUCACCUCACCAGACAUCAAGCCGACUUUGCGGCUGCACUCUUUCCCGAAGACAUUCACCUAUGAGAAGAUGGAGUGGGAUCCCAAGAGAGGAUUCCUCGUCACUUCGCCUUCCUUCGAGUUCUUCAGCACCAUGCUCCAGUGUGUGGCAACGCUCAAUGGCAACACGCACAUCUCCUACUACAUCCCCCAGAAAGUGGAGAAAAACGUCUGGAACCUGACUCUAACCGCAGCUCCUGAAAAGCUAAUGGUAGGAGAGACCCUCCACUUGGAAUGCAAAGGGAAGACGACAUUCAACGGCCGGGUUCCCGUUGUGUGGAAAGGCCCUGGAAGGACUAACUACAGUGCUUCCAAAUAUCUGGACCAGAGUCAGAGCGUGUACAUCGGCUCAAGCAACAUAACCAUCAGGAACGUAACCAUGGAGAACAAGGGGCUGUACAUCUGCAAAGUGUUCAACACAACCCAAGGGGAACUGAAGGCCAGCGUCACCGUGACUGUCUACAAGAAAGCUUUCCUCCGGGUUUCGUAUAAGAAGAAGCAGUAUUACGAGGUUGUGGAAGGGCAUAAGAUGCUGAAACUGGCUUGGAAGGUGGAUGCCUUUCCUUACCCCAAUGUGACCUGGUACAAGGAUGGCAAGCCACUUCCCGUAAACACCUGCUAUGAACCCGAUUCAGUGAAGUACAAGCUGGUCAUCAGGGAUGUGAGAGCAAAGCACACUGGGAACUAUACCUUAAUUCUGAACAACAUGAAGUACGGCCUCGCUAAAAACCUCACCAUCGAGCUGUUUGUGUUAGAGAGACCCAAAAUUUAUGAAAAGGAGACGGAUUUUUACAAGACGGACUUGGUCACCAAAGGAGGAGAGCAUAGCCUCCAGUGCACCGCGAGUGGGACACCGCUUCCCAGCAUCCACUGGGAAUGGGAACCCUGCAGCCAUGCGGACAACCAAUGCAAGCAGCGCGGAAAGAAAAUCAAGGUGGAAGAAACCAUUGGCUGCGAAGCCACAUACCCGGCCAACAAAAUCAAGAGCAUUGAGACGCGGACCAUAACUCACGACAAUAAGUUAAAGAUUGUAAGCAUCCUGACAACCACGUCUAGCAACGUCUCGGGGAUCUAUUUCUGUGUGGCUUCCAACAAGGUUGGCACAGAAGAAAGAAGCACUGAAUUUUACGUCUCAGAUGUACCAUCAACCCUACAGACCGACCCCCAAAUCACGGCCAUAGUGGCCAGCAACGUCCAGCUGACCUGCAAGUCCUCCAAAUACAUCUACAGCCAUCUCUCGUGGUAUGACCCCACCUUGCAGAAAAUCCCCGACGACUUGACCCAGAAGAAGGUAGACAACUAUUCCAUCUCCUUGACGCUGGGCAUCCAGAACGUCUCACAGGACCAGGCUGGGCUGUACAUGUGCCGGGCUCGGUCUCACGCCAACAGCACCGAGGGGUUGGAGAAGAGUACCAUGCUCAACAUUAAAGUUAAGACGGUGCCGCACAUCAUGGAGAACUUCACAGACCUGGAGGUGAACGUCAGCGGGAAGAUUGUCCUGGAGUGCAAAGCCAAUGGGACGCCCCGACCUGUGAUCGCCUGGCUGAAAAACGGCUACCCAAUUGCCCCGGCUUCAGGAAUCUCCAUGGAAAACAACACGCUGGUGAUCGAGCGAGUGAAAAAGGAUGACGAGGGUCACUACGAGUGCAAAGCGGUCAACGAAAUGGGCCAAGACAGCACCCAGGCCUUUAUUAAAAUAGAAGGCUCGGAUGAAAAGUCCAACAUUGAAGUUAUCAUUUUGGUUUGCACAGGCUUGGCAGCGACACUUUUCUGGCUUCUGCUGACUCUCUUCAUACGGAAACUCAGAAAACCGGAUGCCACAGACAUUAAAACAGGGUACUUGUCCAUCAUAAUGGAUCCCGAAGAGAUGCCGCUCGACGAACAAUGCGAACGUCUCCCAUAUGACAGCAGCAAAUGGGAAUUCCCAAGAGACAGGCUGAGGCUGGGUAAAACUCUGGGUCAUGGUGCUUUUGGGAAAGUGGUGGAGGCGUCUGCUUUUGGCAUAGAUAAAUCUUCAACCUGCAAAACAGUGGCAGUUAAAAUGCUUAAAGAGUGUGCAACCACCAACGAGUGCAAGGCUCUGAUGUCUGAACUGAAGAUCCUCAUCCAUAUCGGCCAUCACUUGAACGUCGUCAACCUGUUGGGAGCUUGCACCAAACCAGGAGGCCCUUUGAUGGUCAUAGUAGAAUACUGCAAAUAUGGAAAUCUGUCUAAUUACCUGCGAGGGAAACGCGGAGACUUCAUUGCAAGCAAGCCACAGGAAAACUUGGACCCGGCUGAGAAAGGGCUGGAGGAGUCCAUCAGUGAUUUAACCGAACUGAUCAAGAGGCGCCUUGAAAGUGUGGCCAGCACCGGAAGCUCCGCUAGCUCAGGAUUCAUUGAAGACAAGAGUUACACAGACUCCGAAGAGGAAGAGGAAGAUGCUGAAGACCUCUAUAAGCGUCCCUUAACCCUGGAGGACCUGAUCUGCUACAGCUUCCAGGUGGCCAAAGGCAUGGAGUUCUUGGCCUCAAGAAAAUGCAUCCACAGAGAUCUGGCAGCCAGGAACAUCCUUCUCUCCGAAAACAAUGUGGUGAAGAUCUGUGACUUUGGGUUGGCCAGGGAUAUCUACAAAGACCCCGACUAUGUGCGGAAAGGCGAUGCAAGGCUUCCACUGAAAUGGAUGGCUCCAGAAGCUAUCUUUGACAAAAUCUACACGACCCAAAGUGACGUCUGGUCUUUUGGCGUGUUGCUGUGGGAGAUAUUUUCUUUAGGAGCCUCUCCAUACCCAGGGGUCCAGAUUGAUGAGGACUUCUGCCGACGUCUCAAAGAAGGAACCCGGAUGAGAUCCCCAGAAUAUUCAACUCCAGAAAUCUACCAGACCAUGUUGGAUUGCUGGCACAGCGUACCGACAGAGAGACCCAACUUCACGGAGCUUGUGGAGCGUUUAGGAGACCUGCUGCAGGCCAAUGUCCAACAGGAUGGGAAAGACUAUAUCCCCCUGAACAUCACAUUGUGCCCAGAUGGAGAGUCCAACCCCAAGAUCUGCAUCUCCGAAGAGAACGUGAGCGACUGCAUCCAGCGCUGGAGCACCGUGGAAGCCAACAUUAACACCAAGAAUCGGCCGCUCAGUGUGAAGACCUUUGACGAAGUGCCAGUGGAGAAGGAGAAAGUGAUGCAUGAGGAAUGUGAAUCAGACAGCGGGAUGGUGCUGGCUCUGGAUGAAAUCAAAAGCCGAAAGAGGCUGGAAAUCCGUUCCUGGCCUUAUGGGAUCAUGGCUCUGGCGAGGAAAGCCAUGGUCAACAAGAGCAAAGAGUCCGUGUUUUCCGAAGCCGGGCGUGAGCCAGUGAAAUACCGGUCGGCUGUUCAGAUGGAGGAGGACGCCCUGGAAGAGUCCGUUUUGCUUCCGAUGGAUCCCAACCUGGAAUGCCACAGCCCUCCUCCUGACUACAACUCCGUGAUCCAAUACUCUGCUCCUCCGGUGUAACUGGCCCUGGAGGGGGGGACCCCUUGCCUUCUUCAUCUGUGACCAGGCAGUAUUUGCAUCCACCUUCUCAUUCCUAAUGCCUGCUUCAAGGACUUAGUAGCGUUAAGAAGAGAAGGCCAACCGCCCAUGUGCCCUGAUUUGCCUAUUCUUGGCAUAUCCAAUCCUCAGUGCCAAUGGAAACCCUCUUAAGGAGAACUCUCUUAGGGUUAUAUUGCAGAUAGUCUGGCAUUGUUGUUGUUUUUCCCUUUAACUUUCUUCUACUAUGUUUGCUACAAUUGCAAAACAGUGGCGGCAUUUUCCAUCUCUCGU
This is a messenger RNA of Sceloporus undulatus (fence lizard), 5058 nucleotides long. Its product is annotated as vascular endothelial growth factor receptor kdr-like. The transcript has 30 exons. Lineage: Eukaryota; Metazoa; Chordata; Lepidosauria; Squamata; Phrynosomatidae. Bases 769 to 4749 code for a protein of 1326 amino acids. The record is from RefSeq and is a predicted model, not a curated record. Gene Ontology annotation, molecular function: transmembrane receptor protein tyrosine kinase activity; ATP binding. Gene Ontology annotation, cellular component: signaling receptor complex. Gene Ontology annotation, biological process: positive regulation of kinase activity; protein phosphorylation; multicellular organism development.